CCUCUCUCUCUCUCUCUCUCUCCCUCUCUCCCCACACCCCGUACUGCGAAUGCUAGCACUACCACUCUGCGGCCGCAUGCGAUGUUGUCGAUCCCAUGGCACCGUCGCAUGCGACCUCUCGUCCCCUUCUUCCUCCUCCCUCCUCUGAUCCUCGCCUCCGCCUUUCUCUUCUUCUCCUCAUCCUCCCCCUUCUCCUUCCCCAUCAUCCCCUUCUCUCCCUAUUCCUCCUCCUCCUCCAGGUUCGUGCCGCGGGUGGAGGAUCCGCCGAUCAUCUGGAGCGCGCCUAGGGCGGUGGAGUGGAGACCCUGCGAUUGGUGGAGGGACAGCAAAGCAUUACCUUCUCCUCCUGGGAAGAGCAAUGGAUUCAUCAGGAUCGACUGCUACGGCGGGCUUAAUCAGAUGAGACGUGAUUUGUGUGAUGGAAUUGGGAUCGCACGCCUGCUGAAUGCAACUAUGGUGUUGCCGAAAUUUGAAGUUGCUGCUUACUGGAAUGAAUCAAGCGACUUUGCAGAUGUUUUUGAUGUUGAUUACUUCAUUGAGCGAAUGAAAGGCUUUGUAGAAGUUGUGAAAGAGUUACCAGAAGACAUUGCAUUAAGAGAGCCAUUUGGAGUGGAUUGUAGCAAGCGGAAAGGUCAGUUUGACUAUGUUGAGACGGUGCUGCCUUCUCUCUUGAAACAUCGCUAUAUUUCCAUCACCCCAGCUAUGAGCCAAAGAAGAGAUAGGUAUUCUCUGCAAGCAAAAGCUUCCUUUUGCCGAGGCUGCUAUGAGGCACUUCGCCUUAGCAAGGUUUUAGAAGCCAAAGCCUCCAACCUUCUCAAAGCCAUACCCAACCCCUUCGUAUCCCUCCAUCUCCGGUUUGAGCCUGACAUGGUCGCCUACAGCCAAUGCAUCUACCCUGCCCUUUCUCCCUCCUCUAUAAAUGCCAUCGAAUUAGCUCGUGGGGAUCGAAAGCCAUUUACGGGCGAAGCUGCUCGUGUGUGGCGGAAUCGCGGGAAAUGCCCUCUAACUCCCAGUGAAACUGCUUUUGUCCUUCAGGCCCUUGGCUUCCCUACAAGCACGAGCAUUUAUCUGGCAUCCGGGGAUGGUAUUCUGGAGAUCGAAGGGUUCACUUCUAUUUAUAGAAAUGUUUAUACAAAGUCGUCUUUGUUAAGCGGCAAGGAUUUUGAUCGCAUGCAUGGGAAUACUAAAGCCGCGCUUGAUUACUAUAUUUCGAUAAAUAGUGAUGCUUACAUAGCUACUUUUUUUGGCAAUAUGGAUAAGAUGGUAGUUGCAAUGAGAGCUCUUAAAGGGCUCUACAAGACACUGAUUUUGAGCAGAAGGGCCUUUGCAAAUUUUACUGCAGAGGGUCUGGAGGGGGAAGAGUUGGCGAAGGCUUUGCGGGAGGCGCAUAGGGAGGAUUUUGUUAUGGGGAGGGGUUCGGCUUUGCCUGAUUGUUUCUGUGAGUAUAAAUUGUAACACCUAAGUACUUGUAAAUUAAACUUCGAUGUUGUGAUGUCCGCUAGAUUUUAUUCGUCGCAUAUUACUCUGGUGAUUACAUAUAGCAUUAUUUGAAAAUCACCAGUUUAUGUGCCAAAUUAUCUCAGACAUUUGAUUCUCAAUCUGCACUUUGCGAAAGAAAAUCAAGAUACAAAUUACCAACGCGGCUGCAAAUUCGUAUUUUGAUGGUAUUUUGUUAUCUCUUGGUAAACUUUGUGAGACAAUUUGUCAAUUGAAUUAGUUCACUAAAGAUCAUCAUCUGUCAA
This is a messenger RNA of Ananas comosus (pineapple), 1742 nucleotides long. RefSeq lists its product as uncharacterized. Gene Ontology annotation, cellular component: cytoplasm. NCBI's taxonomy places the organism in Eukaryota, Viridiplantae, Streptophyta, Magnoliopsida, Poales, Bromeliaceae. Bases 82 to 1455 code for a protein of 457 amino acids. The transcript has 6 exons. The record is from RefSeq and is a predicted model, not a curated record.